ACACACAAUCACAAAAGCCAGCCAGCCAACCACGAAGCUCUUUCAGAGGUUUCCAUUCGACGAAACGUUUCGCCAAUGACGGUGUUUCGAAACUCGAGCGCGGUACCCCUCUCUGGCAAAGCGCACGUGUUUCCGGUCGACUACGAGGCCGAGGUUUCGCAGCGCCUGGUGGACGCUUCGCACGACAACGAUUUGAAGUCGGCGUGCGAGUGUUUGGGCGAUCCUUUCGUGGACGUCAACUUCGUCGGGACAGUGUGCUUGAAGUCCAAGAAGACAGAGAUUGUGGUGCAGGGCGAGUCGGCGCACGAGGUUCGUGUCGAGUACGAGGAGUUCAAGACGCAGGUCACUGCUUUGUUUCUCGCCGCUCAUUCUGGAAAUUUGACGCUUGUUAGGAAGCUCCUGGGUUAUGGAGCCAAUGUGAAUCAGAAACUGUUUCGAGGCUAUGCAACAACAGCAGCAGUAAGAGAAGGCGACUUGGAGAUAUUGGAGGUGCUUAUCAAUGGCGGGGCAUCUCAGCAGGCAUGUGAGGAGGCUUUGUUGGAGGCAAGCUACUUGGGCAGGGCUAGGCCUGCCGAGAUGCUCAUGGGAUCCGAUUUGAUCCGCCCUCAAGCUGCAGUACACGCUCUUGUAUCUGCUUGCUGCAGAGGCUUUGUCCAUGUAGUUGACACACUCAUCAAGUGUGGGGUGGAUGCCGAUGCAACUGAUCGAGCACUGCUUCAAUCUUGUAGGCCAUCUCUGUACACCAAUGUUCACUGUAAUGCGCUUGUUGCUGCCGUUGUUAGCCGGCAGAUUUCUGUUGUCAGACUCUUGUUGCAGGCUGGAGUCAGAACAGAUAUAAAAGUUAGUCUGGGGGGCUGGUCCUGGGAUGUAAGUACCGGGGAAGAAUUUCGGGUGGGUGCAGGACUAGCUGAGGCAUACAGUGUGACCUGGUGUGCUGUGGAGUACUUUGAAGCCAGUGGUGCUAUCUUGCGCUUGCUCUUGCAACACCUCUCCCCUAACAUUCCUCACUUUGGGAGGACUCUCAUUCACCAUGCCAUCUUAUGUAACAAUGAAAGAGCAGUAGAUGUGCUUUUGAAUUGUGGCGCGGAUGUGGAAGUUCCGAUUAAGACGACAACUUCAAAAACUGACCGCCCCAUUCACUUGGCUUCACGGCUUGGAUUACCUGCAGUUCUGCAACGACUGAUUAAUGAUGGCUGUGAUGUAAACUCUCAAACAGGAUCGGGAGAAACUGCACUAAUGAUCUGUGCUAGAUAUAAGCAUCAGGAAUGCCUCAAAAUUUUGGCUGCAGAUGGUGCUGAUUUUGGCCUGAUCAAUUCUUCUGGUCAUGGUGCAAGCUCAAUUGCAGAGUCAGCUAGGUGGGCUCUUGGCUUCCGACAAGCAGUUUUAGACGUGAUUCAAUCUGGGAAGGAUGUUCAAUCAAGCAAUACAUCAAUAUUCUCUCCUCUAAUGUUUGUGACUCGAGCAAAUGAUGUUGAGGCUUUGAAGAAACUAAUUGAGGGAGCAGACGUUGAUCUCGAUGAGCAAGAUGAAAAUGGAAACUCAGCUGUCAUGAUAGCUGCAGCAGGUGGUUACCUGGAAGCUUUGAAAUUGCUUAUCCAUGCUGGGGCUGACAUGAACCUAGAGAACAAACAUGGUCAGAACAUAAAGGAACUAUUAGAAAUAAAUCAAAACGGUGCAGAAUUUGAAAAAUUAAUGGUUAAACAUGCACCUCAAAAGAAAUUUGAUAGUCCGGUUGCGUUUUACACUCUACACCAGGCAGCACAGCAUGGAGACUUUGAUUUUGUUCAUACAUUGAUAAGCAGAGGGCUAGAUAUUAAUGCUCCUGAUGCUGAUGGAUAUACUCCAUUGAUGUUAGCAGCAAGAGGAGGCCAUGCUAUGGUCUGCGGGCUUUUGAUUUCUUUCGAGGCUAGAUGUGACAUUGUGAAUGCAAGACAUGAGACGGCACUUUUGCUUGCAAGGAAAAGUGGAACUGGGAAGGAUGCAGAGAAUGUGAUAUUGGAUGAGCUUGCAAGAAAACUUGUGUUGGGUGGAACUCAUGUAAAGAAGCACACAAAGUGCGGGAAAGGAGCUCCCCAUAGAAAAGUCUUGAAAAUGGUGGGGGGUGUUGGGAUUUUGCAGUGGGGGAAGUCAAGUAAGAGAAAGGUGAUUUGCAAGAAGGCCGAGGUUGGGGCUAGUGAUUCGUUUCGAUGGAAUCGUAGGAGGAAAUUCGAUACUGAUGAGCCUGGACUCUUCCAUGUGGUGACCACAAAGAACAAGGAGCUGCAUUUUGUGUGUGAAAAUGGGAUUGAAAUGGCUCAGUUGUGGGUGAGAGGGAUCAAGCUUGUGACAAUGAAAGCUGUUUUUGGAAACUGGCAAGAAUGAAUGAAUGAAGCUGUGCAUGGGAGAGUCUUGUUCAAUUGAAGCAGUUUUUUUAUGCUUUUGUUCAUCUCAUUGUACUUGUUUGUUGUAUUUCUUAUCCUU
Molecule: messenger RNA, 2460 nt
Organism: Prunus avium (sweet cherry)
Lineage: Eukaryota; Viridiplantae; Streptophyta; Magnoliopsida; Rosales; Rosaceae
Molecular function (GO): protein binding
Source: RefSeq, a predicted model, not a curated record